This is a messenger RNA of Carlito syrichta (Philippine tarsier), 951 nucleotides long. RefSeq names its product olfactory receptor 10J5. Gene Ontology annotation, biological process: G protein-coupled receptor signaling pathway. The record is from RefSeq and is a predicted model, not a curated record. NCBI's taxonomy places the organism in Eukaryota, Metazoa, Chordata, Mammalia, Primates, Tarsiidae. Gene Ontology annotation, cellular component: membrane. Gene Ontology annotation, molecular function: G protein-coupled receptor activity; olfactory receptor activity.
AUGCAGAGAAAGAACUUCACAGAAGUGACAGAAUUCGUCUUCUUGGGAUUCUCUAGUUUCGGAAAGCAUCAGAUAACCCUCUUCAUGGUUUUUCUAACCAUCUACAUUAUUAAAAUGUAGAUUAAGCUAGCUGGUAACAUCAUAAUUGCGACCAUCAUCCGCAUUGACCACCAUCUCCACACACCAAUGUAUUUCUUCCUGAGCAUGUUGGCUAGUUCAGUGACGGUGUACACACUGGUCAUUGUCCCGCAAAUGCUUUCCAGUCUCAUUUUUCAUAAUCAGACCAUCUCCUUGGCAGGUUGUACAACCCAAAUGUUCUUUUUUGUCAUCUUGGUCAUUAACAAUUGUUUCCUGCUCAAUGUGAUGAGCUAUGGCCGCUACGUGGCCAUCAGCAAGCCCCUGAGAUACAUGACCAUCAUGAGCAGAGGACUAUGUACCCAGCUGGUGUGUGGAUCUUUUGGCACUGGUCUGGUUAUGGCGGUUCUCCAUGUGACAGCCAUGCUCAGUGUGCCCUUUUGUGACACCAUAGCGGACCACUUCUUCUGUGCCAUCUACCCAGUGAUGAAACUUUCUUGCAUUGAUACCACUAUCAAUGAGAUAAUCAAUUAGGUUGUAAGUUCAUUUGUGAUUUUUGUGCCCAUAUGCUUGAUUUUUAUCUCCUAUACCCUCAUCAUCUCCUCCAUCCUUAAGAUUGCCUUUGCUGGGGGACGGAAAAAGACUUUUGGCACCUGUGCCUCCCACCUCACCGUGGUCAUUGUCCACUAUGGCUGUGCCCCCAUUGCCUACCUCAAGCCCAAAUCAGAAAGCUCAGUAGAAAAAGAUCUUCUAAAUCUUCUUAUCUCUGUAACCUACACCAUCAUCACUCCCCUUCUGAAUCCUGUUGUUUAUAGUCUGAGAAACAAGGAUGUCAAGGAUGCCUUAUCCAGAGUUGUGGGCAGAAAUAUUUCUUAA